Molecule: messenger RNA, 1634 nt
Organism: Xyrauchen texanus (razorback sucker)
Lineage: Eukaryota; Metazoa; Chordata; Actinopteri; Cypriniformes; Catostomidae
Product: gastrula zinc finger protein XlCGF8.2DB-like
Exons: 3
Coding region: 152-1159 (335 amino acids)
Biological process (GO): regulation of transcription by RNA polymerase II
Molecular function (GO): RNA polymerase II cis-regulatory region sequence-specific DNA binding; DNA-binding transcription factor activity, RNA polymerase II-specific
Source: RefSeq, a predicted model, not a curated record
GAGCUGUCACCGAGGAGAGUCGAGCCGGUUGUGUCGCUCUCGUCUAUUUUUCUUUCGUUUUACAGGUGAAGUAAGAAGAAUAAGGUGGCAUGUAAAGACGAGCAACUCCAAGCAAAACACUGAAGCCCACCACAUACUAUUGAGAACAAUUAUGUCUGCUAAAGAAGAGAGUGAAGACUUCAGUUAUCCAGAGCCAUGGAUAAUUACACAUGAAGAUACUGAGGAACAAAGAGAUUUGAUGGAGGUAAAAGAGGAAAGUCAAGAGCUGAAGGACUUCGAGGAGAUACAUCAGUGUGAUAUAUCUGAUAAUCUCAGAACUGAUGAAAAAUCCAGUUGCUCGCAGACUGAACAUGAUUUCCCACCGAAAAUAACUCGAACAAAAGACCAAAAUGAUUGUGCCUGCUCGGAGUGUGGAAAGAGUUUCACAAAGAAACGAUACCUUAGGUGUCACAUGAGAAUUCACACUGGAGAGAGGAAGUCUUUCAUCUGCCAUCAGUGUGGAAAGAGAUUCACACUAAAAGGAAGUCUUGAGAAGCACCUGAUAAUUCACACUGGAGAGAAGCCUUUCACAUGCCCUCAAUGUGGAAAGAGUUUCACACAAAAAGGAAGCCUUAAUAGGCACCUGAGUCUUCACUCUGGACAGAAGCCUUUUACAUGCCAUCAAUGUGGAAAGAGUUACAUGAAUAGAGGACUGCUUGAGGUUCACAUGAGAAUCCACACUGGAGAGAAGCCUUUCACAUGCCUUCAAUGUGGAAAGAGAUUCACUCAAGAAGUAAACCUUAAGAGUCACAUGAGAAUUCAUACUGGAGACAGGCCUUUCACAUGUCUACAGUGUGGAAAGAGUUUCAUCCAAGCAAGCCAUCUCACAACUCAUCUGCGGUUUCACUCUGGAUUAAGGCCAUUUAACUGUGAUCAAUGUGGCAAAACAUUUGUACUGGCAUCAUAUCUAAAAGCACACCUUACAAUUCAUACAAAUGAGAAGACUUAUGUGUGUUCUUUGUGUGGAAAGAGUUUCAUUAGUCAAGGAAACCUGAAAACCCACGAGAGAGUGCAUACUGGAGAGAAGCCACACCACUGCAUAUCAUGUGGGAAGAGUUUCACACGGUCAAUUAGUUUACAGAUGCAUUUAGAAAAGCUUUGUCCAAUGCUGUCAAAGUGAGCACAGUUUAUCUUUAAGGUCAUCACUCUGUUUUAUGCAACACAACUCUGUUUUAAUGUAACAUCUUGACAGCCUGUUAAUGGUUGGAGUUAAAUCAUAAAAUGUAUAUGUAAAUGCAGAGGUGGUUUGAGAUGUAUUAUAGGUGAAAAUCGGUCAUGUAUGUGUACAAUUAGUGCAAAAUGCUGCAGCUAGACAUUUUACAUGAACAAGGUCUUCAACUCCUAUUACUCCAGUUUUAGCCUCUUUGCACUGAUUACCUAUCCUCUUUAGGGUUACUUUUUUAAUAUUUUAUUAAUUACAUACUAUAUAAAACAUUGUACAGUAUAUCUUGGCACCUGAAUAUUUAGCAGAACUAUUAAAACCAUACAAAACUGUUAUACCUCUUAGAUCUUCUUGUCAUGAACUGUUGGCUGUUUAAAGAUCCAGAUGUAAAACUAUAGGUGAUAGAGCGUUUGUGGUGAAGGCCCAACGAUUA